AUGGUUUGUAAUCAUUCCCAUCACGGUGACGCUCACUACUUGUCAGAGUUGAGGAUUGUGCUGCUGGGAUCCGGAAGAUCUGGGAAGAGGUCAUCAGGAAACACCAUCCUGGGCAGAGAGGAGUUUGAUACUGUAGGGAGAACAGCUCAGUGUGUGAAGAGACAGGAAAAAGUAGCAGGGAGGCAGGUCACUGUGGUGGAGGCUCCAGGAUGGUGGAGUAAUCUUCAGUUAGAGGACACUCCUGAACUGACUAGAGAGCAGAUUGAGCUCAGUGUGUCUCUGUGUCCUCCUGGACCCCAUGCUCUACUGCUGGUCAUACCUGUGGACACUCAGUUCACAGAGUCAGAGAGAAGAUCAGUGCAGGAACACCUGGAGCUUCUCAGUGAGAGAGUGUGGAGUCACACUAUAGUGCUGUUCACCUGUGGAGACUGGCUGGGAGACACACCCAUUGAGCAGCACAUUGAGAGUGAAGGAGAGAGUCUGCACUGGCUGGUAGAGAAAUGUGGGAACAGAUAUCAUGUCCUCAACAACCAGACCAGAGAUGAUCACAUGCAGGUUACACAGCUGAUGGAGAAGAUAGAAGAGAUGGUGGCAGGAAACAGAGAACAACAUUAUGAGAUUGUGAGUGGAGACUCCCUCUCUGACCGUUGGUCUCUCAGUAGUUCUGCAUACAGCUCCUUCAGAUCACAAGCUGGACCAGAGGAACAGCAUACACGCCCUGUCAAGAAAGCAAGCAGCUUUGACAUUAUACCACCAGACAUGAGUGGAGAAUCCAGUGGAGAUUCUGACCGCUGGUCUUUCACCAGCUCUGCAUACAGCUCCCUCAGAUCACAGACAGGAUAUGACAUCAGUUCUCUCCGUGGUUCCAUGAGGUCUACAGCUUCUUCACAGAGUUCGGGAGUUGGAUCUAUGAGUUCUAGAGCUGGAUCUGUUAGGAGUUCAGACUCCAGAGGAUUCAAGUUCCCAAACCUGUUUAAAGUGAAGAAGGCCCUUGGAGAUCUUCCUGAAGCCCAGGAGGCAUCAGACUCCACACACACCAAGAAGGAGAAGAAGAAGUCAGCAGAGAAGCAGGAGAAAUUAAUUAAUCAGGAUACACAAACUCCAGUAUAAAGAGUGUCUAAUGACACAGACAAUUAUGACUUUCAGUGGACAUUUUGUUAAUACAUAUUUCAUUGUUGUCAUAGUGUUCUGGAAAGUGAAGAAUGAAUUGCUGUGCAAUUCCACAUAUUGACCACAGAUGGCAGCAAAGCCAAUUUCACAAUAAUCAUUUUAGCCAUUCUGGCUGCCCCCAAAAAUAUGCCCCCCUCAUCUUCUUAAUAGCAUGGACAUCAGCAGUCACAGGAACAUCAAGCUGCUUGGAGAUGGUCCGAUAGCCUUUACCUUUAACAUGUGUG
Messenger RNA from Alosa sapidissima (American shad), 1394 nucleotides. Its product is annotated as GTPase IMAP family member 9-like. Lineage: Eukaryota; Metazoa; Chordata; Actinopteri; Clupeiformes; Clupeidae. The record is from RefSeq and is a predicted model, not a curated record. Gene Ontology annotation, molecular function: GTP binding. The transcript has 3 exons. The coding region runs from base 1 to 1110 and encodes 369 amino acids.